Molecule: messenger RNA, 1621 nt
Organism: Aspergillus candidus
Lineage: Eukaryota; Fungi; Ascomycota; Eurotiomycetes; Eurotiales; Aspergillaceae
Exons: 1
Coding region: 194-1465 (423 amino acids)
Source: RefSeq, a predicted model, not a curated record
GGAGUUUAUUAGGGAGGUUUUGCCAGGGAGGGAGGCGGGGGGGGUGGAUGGGAGUGAGGGUGGUGAUAACCUGGCGACUGCGUCGGCGGAGGGUGCUCGGGGUGGGUCUCCUGGAAAGACAGCCAUCAGUGCGAAGGAGGGAGGCCAGGACGCCGACGGCGCAAGCGAAGAAGUCAACCCCGUCGAAUGGAUCAUGGUGACUCGCAGCGACCCCGGGGGCAAUAUCCCGCGGUGGAUGGUGGAGAAAGGCACGCCCAAGAGCAUCUGUUCUGAUGCAGCCAAAUUCAUCGACUGGGCUUGUCGGGAGCCCGAUUCCACCGCCGGCGAGAGCACGACAAACAAUAUGCGCAAGACGACUGGUCCGUCCCGGCGUGGCAGCCAGCACACAGCGGGAGUGGAGGGAGCAACCGACGACAGCGAUUCGGACAUGUCGGACCUCGAGGAUGUCGAGCACCACGGGCUGAUCGCCAGCUUCGCGUACUUGCUCAACUCCGGCGUCGAGCGAUAUGCGCCCCAGGCAGUACUGGACUACCUGCCGCAGCACUCACGGCACUCGUCAACCCUAAGUCGUCCCGGCAGCAGCAUCUCACAGCACAGCGACGGAUCCUUCAAGACCCCGUCAGGACAGUCCACUACCGACGUCAACGACACCGCCGCAACAAAAACAGCAGCAGCAGACGUAAAGUCGCAAAUUUCGCAAAGCAAAGCGUCAAGCUCCGCCUCCGCCACCUCCGGCCUCGUCACGCCCAUCCUCGAAGCCGGAGACCACAACAUCCCGCCGGAGGAGCUCAUAAAGACAGAUAAAAAGGGAAAGAUGUCCUCGCACGAAAAGCAGCUCAUCAAGCUCGCGCAGCAGAAACGCGACGUCGAAGGCCAACUAGACCGCGUGCGCUCGGACAUCCAAGCCCUCAACUCCAACGCCGCCGCAGCAGCAACACCACCACCCCGAGACGAAAUCUCCAAAAGAGACAAAGCCUCCACAUCAGCCCUAGUAGCAGCAGGAGGAGACGCACCCAGCAGCGACCAAGCGAGCAGCAGCGCCGCAAGCACAAUCCCCCCGCCCCGACCCCCCUCAACCCAAAGCGAGAGCAAAGGCAAGAAAGACACCAAGUCAAAGAAAAAAGACAAAAAAGACGCCAAUCCAGAAGAGGUGAAGAUCAAAAAGGUCGCGCCAAAGCUCUUCCACGACGAAUCGAAGUUGCUGAAGCAGCUGGGCAAGAUCGAGAAGAGCCAGGCGAAAGAGGCGUCUAAGAUUGAGGCCCGGAUGAAGAAAGACGCUGCUAAUGAGGAGAAGUCGCGCUCGCGCACGGAGCACGAUUACCUGCGUCAUGAGAAUGAACAUUUAAGGAAGGAGAUUGAGCGAUUGCGGGGGGAGAGGAAGCAGUGGUUAGAUUUGAUUGGGACGUUGCAGGAUGAUAAUAAGGAGCUGGCGAAGCGGUGUUCUGGGGAGAAGGCUCGGGAUUGAUUGAUGGUUGGGUUGGUUUAUUAUGUUCUGUUUCAUAUUUUUUUGGGAAGUGUAUACGAUUUACGGUGGAUAGUAUCUUGUAUAAAUUUGCAUACUGAGAUUUUGUAUUUAUUAUGAUCAGAUGCGUGGAUAUAAUUUGAGUAUUUGAGACAUAAA